Molecule: messenger RNA, 2749 nt
Organism: Passer montanus (Eurasian tree sparrow)
Lineage: Eukaryota; Metazoa; Chordata; Aves; Passeriformes; Passeridae
Product: retinoic acid-induced protein 3-like
Exons: 4
Coding region: 453-1523 (356 amino acids)
Biological process (GO): G protein-coupled receptor signaling pathway
Cellular component (GO): signaling receptor complex; extracellular exosome; plasma membrane
Molecular function (GO): G protein-coupled receptor activity; protein kinase activator activity
Source: RefSeq, a predicted model, not a curated record
UGGGAGCAGGGAGGGGACGCACAGCUAUUCAUAGCCGCGGUCCCCACCCACGGGUGCCAGGAGCCAGACAGGGGAGCACCUUAUCAGGUGAGCAGCACCCAGCGCGGCCCCGCGCUCCAUCCCCACCCCGGCGCGGGGUGAGUGCCCCGCUGACGUCAGGAGGCCUUAAUUCAUUUCCUGGCACAGGGGCCGAAUUUUCACAGCCGUGUCCUGUGGGAGAGGAGAGGCGGUGGAACUGGAAUGGGCGUGCUCAGCCCCACCUCCUCAGCCCUCCAGCUGUUAAAGCUCCCAGGAGCGGCGGGCGCGGAGCUGCUGCUCGGCCCGGCUGGCGGGAGCGGAGGUGCCCGGGUCCUGGUGCGCUGGGAAAGUGCCUCUCCUGGACGGAGCCUCCUGCUGCCUUCUCCAGGCAGGACCCAGAAAGCUUUGGAGAGGUUGUUGAAGAAGGCAAGAGGAUGACGACGACGACGACGACGUCUCCCCCAGGCUGUGGCAGCAUCGAUGCUGACUACUACCUGCUCUGUGACACAGAGAAGGCCUGGGGGAUUGUCCUGGAGUCCCUGGCUGCAGCAGGCAUCCUCAUCACCAUUUUCCUCAUCUGCUCACUCUUCUUCCUCAUCUGCAAAGUCCAAGACAACAGCAAGCGGCACAUGAUCUCCGUCUAUUUUUUCUUUCUUUUAGGCACACUCGGCGUUUUUGGUCUCACUUUUGCCUUCAUCAUUAAACUCAAUGACAGGACUCGCCCCACUCGCUUCUUCCUCUUUGGAGUCAUCUUUGCUCUCUGCUUCUCGUGCCUCCUCACCCAUGCCUGCAACCUCAACAAACUAGUGAGGGGAAGAAAGCCCUUCUCCUGGCGGGUGCUGCUGCUCUUCCUUGUCUCCUUUGCCCUGGUACAAGUUGUGAUCAGCAUUGAGUACUUAGUCACCAUGUUUGUAAACCAGAGAGAAGAAUUCCUGAAUAUGGUUCGGGAGAACACCAACAAGGACUUUGUCAUGCUGCUGAUCUACGUGCUCUUCCUGAUGGCUCUGACCUUCUUGGUUUCCAUGUUCACAUUCUGUGGGCCAUAUAAAAGCUGGAAGAGGCACGGGGCGCACAUCUUUGUCACUGUCCUGUUCUCCAUUGCCAUUUGGGUGGUGUGGAUCACUAUGCUCAUAAAAGGCAACACGGUUUUAGACAAACAAACAUGGGAUGAUCCUGUUGUGGCCAUUGCUUUGGUGUCCAAUGGCUGGAUUUUCCUGAUAAUGUAUAUUGUCCCUGAAAUUUGUUUCCUCACUGCUCCUGUGAAGCUAGAGGACUACCCUCCAGAAAAUGACUUCUGCCAGCCCAAGUUCAUAAAGCAGGCAACUGGAGUGGACAACCGUGCCUACACCCAAGAUGAAAUUGUGCAAGGAAAUGUCAACUACUCCCCAUAUGCUUCUCACUUUCAGAUGAAGGCCAUUGAACCCCAGAAUGAUUUCUCCAUCCCUCGCCCCAAGGCCCGGACAAGCCCAUACCAUGACUACACUGGUGGGAAAAGCCCCCAGUAGCAGCUCCCCAGGGAGCAGAGACUAAGUGCCCCUCAGCAGAGGCACAGGGAAUGGGCCACAUGGUGACAAGGGAGAUGAUCCUGCAGAAGAGUCAACCCACACCAGCAAAAAAGGAGAGGGAUCCUCUUUCCCCCACACAGGCACCUUUGUAGCUCCCUGUUAUUCUUCAGACACAGCUUUCAGACACAGCUCUGGCCAUCCUGUCCCUGCUCACUCUGUCUGCAUGGAAUGGAGCUUCUCUCUUCUGAUGGAAGAGCAUUCUGGCCUAUUUCCAGCAGGGAUGCUAGAGAAGCAGGAAGAUCAUCAGCUGGGUCUGUGUCUGGCUUUGGCCCAGACAGGACCUGCUUUAAUCAGCUCAUGGGGGUGCCUGCACCCCUCAUCUGAUGGGAGCAGAGGAAGGAGCAGGAGCAUCAGCCCUACACAUUCCUUCCUCCUGUCCACCCACACAGACAUCUCAGGUACUACUGAGGACAUCUUUAUUUAUCCCCUGUUACUUUUGUGCCCACUCCCUGCCUGGCUGUCCUCCAGAGAUCAGUGAAGAAGAGACACAGAGAGAGAAAGAAUACUCCAUUUUUCAUUUUCAUAUUUGCUUCCAGCACCUUCCUCAUCAUCUUGGAGCCAUGCUGGAGAUGGGCAAGAAAACUUAAUGACAUAAAACCAUCAACACUAAUUUGCCCUGACACAUGUUCCAAUUCCUGUUCUAACAGUUUCCUUUCCAGCUCUGGCUCCUGCCCAUGUGCCUCAGCUGAGCUCCCCAAGGUGCCUGCCCCCCCUGCAAACUCUCCCUCCCCACUCCAGCCAUUCCAGGCUGUGGAUCCCCAAAGACAAAGCCUCUUCUUCUUGCAAUACCCUGGUGGGAUAUAAUCCUGUGAGCCCUGGAUCUCAGCCUCUUCCUGAGUGUGUCUGUGACAUUAGCCAAGCAUUUCCCAAGCAGCCAGGUUACAGAGGGCAGACACCCUUCUUCCCAAGCAUGAGUGAGCAGAAGUGUGUGUGGUGUGUGUGUGUGUGGUGUGUGGACUGCACCCUGGUGAUGAGCAAUGAGUCUGCAGAGUUGAAUCAUUCUGUAACCUGCUUUGCAUUUGAUAAAUAGCUUUCCAUGGUAUUUCAUAUAUAACUACAGAGAGCUCUCCCAGUGGGUGUGUGUGGUACACCGGCGUCUGACACAGCUGUGUAUUUAUUUAGUACUUUGUAUAUGGACUGUUUAAUUAAUAAAAACCCAAACAGCC